AGGUAGGUUGCGUCAUUUCUUAGAAUCGGAGGACGAGGCACCGCCUCGCGCCUGCAGACCGCAGCACUCGCUCAGCACUCGCUGCUCGCUCGCUCGGCCACCGCGACGCUCAUCAUCAUACACUUGAUCGCGCGUACCUUAAUGUGACUACUUUCCAAGUGUAGCGACUAAACAUUUUUGUCCUGAGUCGAGAAUUAAAUUGCAGGUAAAUAAAGUGACAGCAUGCCAGUGAGCGGAUUAACUGACGCGAGGCCGGAGGAUGACAUCGUGAUGACGGGGCUGUCGGGCCGGCUGCCGGAGUCCGACAGCAUCGAGGAGUUCGCCGCCAACCUGUUCGGGGGCGUCGACAUGGUCACCGCCGACGACCGCCGCUGGCCAAAAGGUCUUCACGGACUGCCAGAACGCAAUGGAAAACUCAAAGAUCUGGCGCACUUCGACGCUACAUUCUUUGGCGUACACGCCAAGCAAGCGCAUCUCAUGGACCCGCAACAGCGCAUACUAUUGGAGCUUACACACGAGGCCAUUGUCGAUGCUGGUUUCAAUCCUGUAGAACUGCGCGGCUCGCGAACAGGCGUUUUCGUGGGCGUGUCCAACUCCGAGACGGACGAGAUGUGGACUCAAGAUCCCGACAAGAUCAACGGUUACUCACUGACUGGUUGCUGCCGCGCCAUGUUCCCGAACCGCAUCUCGUACACGUUCGACCUGAAGGGGCCGUCGUACGCCAUCGACACGGCGUGCUCCAGCUCCAUGUUCGCGCUGUCGCAGGCGGUGGCCGCCAUGCGCGCGGGGCACUGUGACGCCGCCGUGGUCGCCGGCGCCAACCUGUGUCUCAAGCCCGGCAACUCCCUCAACUUCCACCGGUUGAGCAUGCUGUCCCCGGAGGGUCGCUGCGCGGCGUUCGAUGCGGAAGGACGAGGUUACGUGCGUUCGGAAGCAGUCGUAGUGGUGCUCCUUCAAAAGCGUAUGAAUGCAAGGAGAGUGUACGCUACAAUUCGCGGUGCACGAACAAACACAGAUGGUUUCAAAGAACAAGGAAUAACGUACCCAACAGGUGCCAUGCAGAAGCGACUCGCAGCAGAAACAUUCGCGGAAGCUCGUCUGCAACCGCAGGACGUUACCUACGUCGAAGCCCAUGGCACCGGUACUAAGGUAGGAGACCCACAAGAAGUAAACGCCAUCGCCGACCUGUUCUGCAAGGACCGCAAGACGCCGCUGCUGCUGGGCUCGGUGAAGUCCAACAUGGGCCACUCGGAGCCCGCCUCGGGGCUGUCCGCGAUCGCAAAGGUUCUCAUCGCAAUGGAACGGGGCGUCAUUCCUGCAAACCUUCAUUUCCAGAGUCCCAAUCGGGAAAUUCCCGCUUUAAAUGAUGGAAGAAUCAAGGUGGUAGAUACACACACAAAAUGGGAUGGCGGGCUCGUGGCAGUGAACUCGUUCGGUUUCGGUGGAGCCAACGCUCACAUCAUCCUGGAAUCAGAACGCAGCAAGCGGCCGAGAGUGACGCACAGCGGGGCGUUGCCGCGCGUCGUGGUCGCGUCGGGCCGCACGGAGGAGGCCGUGACGGCCUUGUUGCGGCAGGCUGCGGCUCACCGCGACGACGCCGAGCUCCACGCCCUGAUGGACGCCGUACACGCGCAAAAUAUUCCCGGGCACUCUUUCAGGGGAUACUCCAUCCUUACUGAUACUCCGGUCGAAGAGAUCGUGGAGACAGAGGGCAGCGGCGAGAGGCGCCCGCUGUGGUUCGUGUUCUCCGGCAUGGGGUCGCAGUGGGCGGGCAUGGCGCGCGACCUCAUGCGCCUGCCCGCGUUCGCGGCCACCAUCGCGCGCGCGGCCGCCGCUCUGCGUCCUCAUGAUGUAGACCUCGUCCACAUCUUGACAGAGGCGCCCGAAAAGGCCUUCGAGGAAGUCAUCAACUCCUUCGUUUCCAUUGCCGCCGUGCAGGUGGCGCUUGUAGAUGUAUUGCGUGCGGUCGGACUGCGGCCAGAUGGCAUUGUUGGACACUCCGUCGGAGAAUUAGGUUGCGCUUACGCUGACGAAACUCUAACAGUUGAACAAACUGUGCUGGCGGCUUACUGGCGUGGCCAUAGUAUUGUAAACGCCAAGCUGGCGCCGGGCGCCAUGGCCGCCGUCGGCCUCACGUGGGAGCAGUGCGAGGAGCGCUGUCCUCCGGAGAUCAUACCGGCCUGCCACAACGCGAACGACAGCGUUACAGUUUCGGGUCCAGUCGCUUCUAUAGAAAAAUUUGUUGCGGCUUUAUCUUCAGAAGGGGUUUUCGCUCGUCGUGUUAACAGCAGUGGUGUUGCGUUUCAUAGCAAGUACAUUGCAGCUGCGGCGCCACUGCUGCGCAAGCGACUUGAGACAGUUAUUUCCAACCCCAAACCACGAUCUAAGAAAUGGAUCUCCUCCUCGUUGCCUCAAGAUAAAUGGGAAUCUGAAAUAGCGAAGCUGAGCAACGCGGAGUACCACGUGAACAACCUGCUGUCGCCGGUGCGGUUCGCGACGGCGCUGCGGGCGCUGCCGGAGCGCGCGCUGCUGCUGGAGGUGGCGCCGCACGCGCUGCUGCAGGCCGUGCUGAAGCGCGCGCUGCCGGCGCCGGCCGCGCACGUGGCGCUCGUGCGCAAGGACGCGCCCGACGCCGCGCUGCAUCUGCUCGCCAGCAUCGGCAAGAUCUACGCGGCCGGCGGGCAGCCUCGCGUGGGGCAGCUGUACGAGCGCGUGGAGUUCCCCGUCUCCCGCGGCACGCCGGGGCUGGCCUCCAGCGUCCUGUGGGACCACUCCACCGAGUGGAGCGUGGCGCACUUCGGCAACAACCAGCGCACGGGGGAGAGCGUGUUCGAGUUCGACCUGAACCGUGCCGAUGACGCUUUUCUGGCCGGACAUCAGAUUGAUGGCCGCGUGCUUUUCCCCGCCACCGGCUACAUUAUGCUUGUCUGGAGAACGGUUGCGAAAUUACACAAUAAAAACAUCGAAGAUACCCCGAUAGUCAUCGAAGAUUUGAAUUUGAUUCGUCCCACUAUAAUCAACCGGGAGACACCAGUACGUUUUUCAGUUAACAUCCUAGAUGGCACCGGCCAGUUCGACAUCUGCGAGGGCGGCAGUGUUGCUGUCACCGGAAGGGUACGGUUCACUGACGAACCGAAGAAGGAGUGGUUAAAUUUAGAGAUGCCCAAAGCGGCGAACGAGCCGAACCUAUUGCCUCUCACAUCUCAAGAUGUUUACAAAGAAUUGCGUUUACGUGGCUAUGAUUAUAAAGAUAUUUUUCGUGGUAUUAAAACGGCUAACGCACGCGGUACGGAUGGCGAGUUAUUCUGGCAUAAUAACUGGAUUUCUUUCACGGAUACAUUACUGCAGUUUCAUAUAAUCACUAAGGAAACACACGAGCUGCCAACGCGCAUCCAACGGGUGCUUAUUGACCCAGAGGCACAGAAGGCGGCAGUCAAUGCUGCAGUGAAUCAAGGAGCCCCCUCACUCGUGGUGCGCCGCUGUUUGGACACUGAUAUCACUGUGUGCGGAGGCGUUGAGUUGCGUGGAGUUAAGACUAGUAUUGCACCUCGCCGUCUCAACCCGCAGGCACCACCAAAACUGGAGAAGUACGUGUUUUUGCCAUACGAUAACGCAAACGUUACUACAGAGGAUACUUCGCGUUCAAAGCGAGAUGCAUUGACUGUGAGUCUUCAGCUGCUGCUUGAGAAUGCGGGCACUUUACGGCUGAAGCUAUGUGAAGCAGCAUUGGAGCGGCCGGUGGAAGCGCUGCUGAUGCCGCUGACGAUACAAACACUGGAGGCUGAGCCGCAAGUACGCGUGGAGGCGAGCGUGGCCGCCGGGGCAAAUACGGCACCAUACAAUGCAGUGUUGCAGGAAUAUGGAGUUAAGGUGACAUCCAAAAACGGUACGGAUGUAGCUCCUGAUAGCGAAUGCCACUUGGUAUUGGCAACCGAUGUGAUAUCUCGACAUAAAGCUGGCGUGCUCGGCAACCUGGUGGCCGCGCUCGGCGCCGGCGGCAUGCUGCUGCUGGAGGAGCCGCACGGCGCCCUGGACGACCGCGCCGCCGCCGACAUGCUGGCGCGCGCCGGCCUCGUGCUCGUCUCCCGUCAGGUCACCGCCACCUGCGACUAUAUCAUGUUGCGCCGCAAAGUCACGCUUCCUAAGGAACAGGUCGUCAUCGAGAUCGGAGAAGACGACGAGUACAAUUGGGUGGAGCCCCUGCGCGAGGCGAUGAAGCGCGCUGAGAGCGAAGACAUGCGCAUCUACGUGGUGUCGCGCGCGGCCAGCAGCGGCGUGCUGGGGCUGAGCACGUGCCUGCGCGGCGAGCCCGGCGGCGGCGCCGUGCGCGCGUUCCUGUUGCCGGGCGCCGCCCACGCCGUCACCGCGCCCGCUUACAGCGCGCAGCGGGACAAGGACCUCGUGUCCAAUGUGCUGCGCGCUAAUGUCUGGGGCAGCUACCGACAUCUGCUACUCAAUGACUCCGCUGAAGCUAAAUUGCAGGUAGAGCACGCCUACGUUAAUGCCCUUGUUCGCGGCGACUUGUCCUCGCUGCGCUGGAUAGAGAGCCCGCUGCGGUUCGCGGGCGAGCAGCAGCGGGGGCCGGGCUCCGAGCUGUGCCACGUGUACUACGCGCCGCUCAACUUCCGCGACGUCAUGCUGGCCACCGGCAAGCUGCCGCCCGACGCGCUGCCCGGCAACCUCGCCGGACAGGAAUGCAUACUGGGCCUGGAAUUCAGCGGCCGCUCCUCGUCAGGCAAGCGCGUGAUGGGCAUGGUGGCGGCCCGCGGGCUGGCCACUACUGUCGCCGCGGACAAGGGCUUCCUGUGGGAGGUGCCCGCCAAGUGGACGCUGGAAGAAGCCGCCACGGUCCCCGUCGCCUACGCUACGGCCUACUACGCGCUGACAGUCCGCGGGCGCAUGCGCAGCGGAGAGUCCGUGCUGAUCCAUGCGGGCACGGGCGGCGUCGGGCAGGCGGCCAUCGCCAUCGCUCUGCACGCGGGCUGCGAGGUGUUCACCACCGUGGGCACGCCCGACAAGAGGGCCUUCCUCCGCCAGCGCUUCCCGCAGCUGGAAGACGCCAACAUCGGCAACUCCCGCGACAUCUCGUUCGAGCAGCUCGUGCUGCGACGCACUCGCGGCCGCGGAGUGGACCUCGUGCUCAACUCGCUGGCGGGAGACAAACUGCUGGCCUCGGUGCGCUGUCUGGCGGAGGGCGGACGGUUCCUCGAGAUCGGGAAACUCGACCUCUCAGAAAACACGCCCCUGGGCAUGUCCAUCUUCCUGAAGAACACGACGUUCCACGGCAUCCUGCUGGACGCGCUGUUCGAGGCGGGCGGCGAGCACCCCGAGAAGGCGGCCGUGUGCCGCUGCCUGAGCGAGGGGCUCGCGAGCGGCGCCGUGCGGCCGCUGCCGGCCACCGUGUACGGCGACCAGCAGCUCGAGGCGGCCUUCAGGUACAUGGCGACGGGCAAGCACAUCGGCAAGGUGGUGCUGCGCGUGCGCGACGAGGAGCCCGGCGCCGCGCCCGCGCGCCCCUCCGCCAAGCUGCUCUCUGCCAUUCCCCGCACAUACUUCCAUCCUGCCAAGAGUUAUGUCUUAGUCGGUGGUCUGGGCGGGUUUGGCUUGGAGCUGGGGUCGUGGCUGGUGAAGCGCGGCGCCACCAAGCUCGUGCUGAACUCCCGCAGCGGCGUGCGCACCGGGUACCAGGCCUGGUGCAUCAACAGAUGGCGUGAAAAGGGUGUUACUGUAGCAGUGUCAAAUAUAGAUGCUACCACUUUGGAGGGGGCAAAACAGCUUCUUCGGGAAGCUGCUCGACUGGGCCCAGUCGACGGCGUGUUCAACUUGGCCGCCGUGCUGCGGGACGCCUAUCUCGAGAAUCUCACUCCCGCCGACUUCAAAGUCGUUGCUAAGCCUAAAGUGGACGGCACGAAAGCCCUCGACCAGGCGACCCGCGAGCUGGCGCCCGAGCUGGACUACUUCGUGGCGUUCUCGUCGGUGUCGUGCGGGCGCGGCAACCCCGGGCAGACCAACUACGGGUUCGCGAACUCCGUCAUGGAGCGCGUCUGCGAGCAGCGCCAGGCGGACGGGCUGCCGGCGCUCGCCGUGCAGUGGGGCGCCAUCGGCGAGGUGGGGCUGAUCGUGGAGACCAUGAACGACGACGCGGUGGUGGGCGGCACGGUGCCGCAGCGCAUCGCGUCGUGCAUGGAGGCGCUGGGCGCGCUGCUGGCGCGGCCGCACGCGGUGGCGGCCUCCAUGGUGCUGGCCGACAAGAGGCCUGCUGGGCAACAGCAACAACAAGAUGUGGUGCAUGCUGUUGCCAACAUCCUGGGUAUCAAAAAUCCGAAAAAAACUUCCGACUCGGCAAGCUUGGCCGAGCUGGGCAUGGACUCGCUGAUGGGCGCGGAGAUCAAGCAGACGCUGGAGCGCAGCUACGACCUGGUGCUGGGCGUGCAGGAGAUCCGCACGCUCACGUUCGCCAAGCUGCGCGAGCUCACCGGCGGCGAGCCGGGCGCGGCGCCGGCGCCGGCCGCGAAGGAAGAUAUACCGGAGCAAAAGGUGGAGGAUCUGGUGCAGUUGGCCGACAUGGCCGAGCUUAUGCCCAAGGAAGUUUUGGUGAAAAUGCCAAGCGCACCCACGCUUGGAAAUUCACAACCAGUAUUCAUGAUCCACCCAGCAGAAGGCGUGGUGGACCUGCUGCGGCCGGUGGCGGCGGCGGUGCGCGCGCCCGUGUACGGGCUGCAGUGCACGGCGGGCGCGCCGCUGGCCGACAUGGCGGCGCUCGCCAACUUCUACAUAGCGCACAUCCGCUCCGUGCAACCGAACCCACCAUAUCUGCUGCUCGGAUACUCGUUCGGAGCGGUCGUCGCCUUUGAGAUGGCGUUCCAGCUUGAAAAGGAGGGCUGCGAAUCAAGCGUGGUCAUGGUAGAUGGCUCCCCCGCCUACGUGGCCAUGCACACUGCCGUUGGUACGAGUAAAACAGCAGUGCGAACCCAAGCCAGCGACGAAUCCGACGCCCUGGUCGCGUUCUUGAGACUUUUCAAAGAAGGAGAUUUCACGAAGAUGUCCAUGGAGUUAGAGAAACUUCCAAAUUGGGAAGCGCGUAUGGCGCGCGUGCAGGCUGAGCUGGAGGGGCUCACGCCACAUUCUCCCGUCGAGCUCGGCGCGGCCGCCUUGUCGUUCUACCGCAAAUUAGCUCUCGCCGACACCUACAAGCCGAGCGGGCGCAUCUCCGCGCCGGUGACGCUGUUCCGCGCUCGCGACAACUACGUGCUGACGGUGGGGGAGGACUACGGCCUGCGGGCCCUGUGCGCGGGCCCGCUGUCGCUGCAGCAGCUGCCGGGCACGCACCGCUCCGUGGUGACGGGCGCGCCGGCGCUCACCAUCGCGCAGCACCUCAACGACACGCUCGCCGCGCGCUAACGACUGAUCCAGUGAACGGAGAGACACGUCUCUCAUGCUAUAUUUAGCUAGAAUAUACAGUGUACAUAUCUCUGUACACUUAGGAAAUGAAACAGGCUGUUAAAGUAACAAUGUUUUCUGAUGGGUUCAUUUGAACAAGUAAUGUAUGUACAUGUUUUUUGACAGAUUACUACGGUUAUACUUGCUUUCAACGCGUGAUGUUGCUCGGUACAACGGUGCAACGUUGCAACGCAACGCAUAUUUUCAUUUGAGUAUGUAGAUAGCAGGUAGUUAGGUAGAAAAAUAAAUUAAUAUCAUAUACUCUUUAUGAUGACUAGUAUUAACAUUUAAUUUACUUGUCCCACGGGUUAUAUUGUUAGUUGUGUAAUAAAGCUAGAAAAUGGGCUGAAUACUUAACUGUAUAUAUAAAUGAAGUACUAUUAGUAAAUUAUUUAUUAAAGUACUUAAUUGUUUGCAACUAACGAGUAAUCUUAGUCGAUGAAUGGUUGUUGUAAUAAUUUAUUGCUAUUGAUCGAGGCGCGGCGCGCUGUGGUGUGAUCAUGUGAUUAAACUAAAAUAACAAGUUUUAGCAAUAUAAA
This is a messenger RNA of Amyelois transitella, 7979 nucleotides long. RefSeq names its product fatty acid synthase-like. The transcript is spliced from 24 exons. Lineage: Eukaryota; Metazoa; Arthropoda; Insecta; Lepidoptera; Pyralidae. Gene Ontology annotation, molecular function: phosphopantetheine binding; 3-oxoacyl-[acyl-carrier-protein] synthase activity; oxidoreductase activity. The coding region runs from base 223 to 7401 and encodes 2392 amino acids. Gene Ontology annotation, biological process: fatty acid biosynthetic process. The record is from RefSeq and is a predicted model, not a curated record.